AUGGAUCCAUUGAAGCUGCUUUCAACUGGAAUUGAAAGCGAAAAUAAUUCGGUUGAUUGGACGGUUGGAGAGGCCCUUGCUUUUGGAUCACUCCUCCUCGGGGGUAUUCACGUUAGAUUGAGUGGGCAAGAUGUGGAGCGCAGAACCUUCUCGCACAGACAUCACGUGCUUCACGAUCAAAAGAUUGACGAGAAGGUCUACAAUCCGUUGAGCGAUCUUCGUGAAGGACAAGCUGAGUACACUGUGUGCAACUCCUCGCUCUCUGAAUAUGCUAAAAUUGCAUUUGGACCCACUUUCGAGGCUCAGCAGCUCCACGACACAAAUUGGAUCGUUGUUGACUGCACCACCCCAGCAAACAUCUACAAUCUUUUGAGGUGUCAAGUUCUAAUGCCAUUCCGUAUACCGGCUAUUGUGAUGUCACCAAAAUCGUUGCUUCGCCACCCUAUGGCUAGAUCGCUGGUGGAAGAUUUUGCAACAGGGACUCACUUCCAGCGUGUCAUUUCUGAAAGUGGGAGUGCUGCUCACAAUCCAGCUCACGUCCAAAGAAUUGUCUUCUGCACGGGCAAAGUCCACUACGAUUUGGUUAAUGCUCGCAAACACAUUGGAAAGGAAAAUAAUGUGGCCCUGAUUCGUGUCGAAAAAAUCUCUCCUUUCCCAUAUGAUUUGAUUCAAGCUGAGUGCCGCAAAUACCCACAAGCCGAACUAUACUGGGCCCAGGAAGAACACACAAAUAUGGGUGCUUGGGCGUUCAUUCAACUACGGUUCAACUCGCUUCUUGCUAGAGAAGGAAGGGGAAUUAAAUAUGCCGGACGACACCCAUCGGCUUCUCCAGCUACUGGCAACAAAUACACCCACUUGCAAAAGCAGAAAGAACUUUUCGCGCAAGCUUUCAAUGCCACCAAGAAAGAUUUCGAAGGAUUCAAGCCU
Messenger RNA from Mesorhabditis belari, 927 nucleotides. The record is from the annotation of a GenBank genome assembly. NCBI's taxonomy places the organism in Eukaryota, Metazoa, Nematoda, Chromadorea, Rhabditida, Rhabditidae.